Messenger RNA from Populus trichocarpa (black cottonwood), 1152 nucleotides. RefSeq lists its product as uncharacterized. The record is from RefSeq and is a predicted model, not a curated record. The coding region runs from base 266 to 982 and encodes 238 amino acids. The transcript has 2 exons. NCBI's taxonomy places the organism in Eukaryota, Viridiplantae, Streptophyta, Magnoliopsida, Malpighiales, Salicaceae. Gene Ontology annotation, biological process: chloroplast fission.
UCUUUAAAGCAAACCCACGCAAAAAAAGAAGGAAAGGAAAAGGAACAGUAUGAUCUGUUUUGUUUCGAUAAGAAACCGAAUCGCCAACCAUACAAAAAAUAAGAAGAGGCCUGCCUUCCAGUUUCCAUUAUAUCAUAUAGUCUCAAGCUUUCCAUUCCCACGACAAACCUAAUAAAACCAAAGCCGGCAAAGUCUGAAAAGUGUUAGUGAGCAUUGCUGGAAAAACUAAAAGAGAAGGUUUUAAUUGCUCUGCUGUUCCUCUUCGAUGGAAUCAAGGAGGGACCUGCGGACUCUCAUUGAGAGAGCAUGGGGUUUGCAUGAUGGGCUCGCUGAAGAAAUCAAAAACAUUAACAUCUACUUCUGCAGGUUCUGUUCAGAACAUGGUCGUUAUUAUAGCAUAGUGGAGACCCCAUUUCAGGAGAAGGAAGGAUUGAUUGCCAUUAAGGAUUCAUUGAAGGAAGUAGGGAACGUGCUUAUGAUUUUACAGAGAUUACGAUCAUGGCAACCGAUUGAUAGGCAAGAGGCAAUUACACGAUUAGAAGGAAGCUGGUUAAUUCUCAUGGAAAAGGUGGCACAAUAUCAAGGAAGACCACUUGCUGUGGUGGAAGAAUUGAACGCCUGUUUUAGCAAUGGAAAGACUGUUUUUGACUGGAAGUUGAGUGAGAAAAGGAAGAUCAAAGGUGAUGGUUCCAAUGUUCAAGAGGAAAAGAGGAUGGCAACUGCAGGUUUUGUUGUUUGUUGGAUUAGAAUGUUAUUCAACCAGUGGAGGUGGCAAAAAGCUAUUGGAGUUGCAGCAAAACUGAUUUUGGUUUCAACUAGCGUUUCAUCUACAGUAAAAUUCUGCCAUUGCAGGCUACAUUGUUGCAGUUCGCAAAGGAAAGUUGUUUCAUUGGUUGAACCAGUAUAUUCAAGAACAAAAGAAAACAGUACAGCAUUAUCCCCCUCAAACAGUCCUCUAGAUGUUUUUUAUGGCAGGGGAUGAUUUUAUUAUGCUUAAUUCGGUUAACCACUACUCGAUUCAACCUCAAUAGUAUAUGAUUUUAUCUCCUUAGAAUCGAACAGAAAGUAAAACUUCGUAUAGGAUCAAUUUCAUGGAUCACGUUGUUGUGCUUAUUGCACAUUCCACUUUUAUGCAUUCUGAAAUUGCUUUAC